CUAUCCAAGAUAAUUGUACAAAUAUAGAAGCCGAUUAAUUUAUACUUAAUUUUCUAUUUAUCUAAAGAAUUCAUUAGUGCAUUUCGUUUUGUUAGAUUAACUUGUUUGCACAUAUAAGACGUACAUACGUACCUCGUUAUAACUGUUAACCUAAGAAUUAUAGUGAAUAUAUUGAAUAGCAUAACGAGGAUUUAACACUGCAAUCAUGCUACGGUUCACGAGUAGAAGAUUAUGUUCCGCACAAUUGUUAAACAAAACAGCAACAAAAGUAGAUAACAAACAUGCAAGGAGCCUGAAUCUAUUGGAAUAUCAGAGCAAGGAAUUGUUGAGAGAUUGUGGGGUGUCCGUGCAGAAUUUCGCAAUCGUCGACGAUUUAAGUAAAGCUAAUUCUGCUCUGGAACAACUGCAUGCAUCUGAGUACGUAAUAAAAGCACAAGUAUUAGCAGGAGGUCGUGGUAAAGGAUGGUUCGAUAAUGGAUUUAAGGGAGGGGUACAUCUUACAAAGGAUAGAAAAGCUGUAUUAGACGUCGUGAAAAAUAUGCUAGGCCAUCGGUUAAUAACGAAACAAACGUCCAAAGACGGGAUUUUAGUACAGAAAAUAAUGAUCGCCGAAUCGGUUUCCAUAGCUCGGGAAACGUACGUCUGUAUUUUGAUGGACCGGACCCAUAACGGGCCAGUGUUAAUCGCCUCGCCGUCGGGAGGCAUGGACAUUGAAAGUGUUGCUGAAAACAGUCCGAGUUUGAUUAAGACCGUGCCUUUGGAUAUUUAUUUCGGGAUUGACGAUGACAUAGCGAGGGACGUUAGCGACUUUCUUGGAUUCAAGGACCCAGACUUGCAACAAAAGGCAAUCUGCGAGCUGAAGAACCUUUGGAAAUUGUUCGUGGACAUCGACGCGUUGCAAGUUGAGAUUAACCCGUUGGUAGAGACCACCGAUAAGAGAGUGAUUGCCGUCGACGCGAAAAUAUCUUUCGACGAUAAUGCACAGUUCCGGCAACAAGAUUUGUUUAAAUUGGAGGACGGCGAGGAGAAGGAUCCGAGAGAAGCGGAAGCGGCUAGGUUUAAUUUAAAUUACAUUGGAAUGGACGGAGAUAUAGGAUGCUUAGUUAACGGCGCUGGUUUAGCCAUGGCUACUAUGGACAUAAUUAAAUUGAACGGUGGAGCACCAGCAAAUUUUUUGGACGUGGGUGGAAACGUUAAGGAAGAUCAAGUUUAUCAAGCAUUCAGAAUCCUUAGUGAAGAUCCAAAAGUAAAAGUAAUUCUCGUAAACGUGUUCGGAGGCAUAGUGAACUGUACUACAAUAGCAAAAGGAAUAAUAUCAGCCUCGAAAAAUUUGAAACUAAAAAUUCCAUUGGUCGUCAGACUGGAAGGCACGAACGUGGAGGAAGCGAAGCAGCUUGUCAAAGAUAGUAACUUGCAAAUUGUUACUGCGACCGAUUUGGACGAGGCUGCGAAGAAGGCGGUUCAUUCUGUGAGCAUGUAAAUUAAACAUAUAUUUACGAUUUUUAUCAACGGUUGAAAGUCUGCAGAAUUCUUAUCCUCAAGUAAAAGAAGAAAUAUAGGUGAAAGGGUUUGUGUGUGACUGUGAGAAAUGAAAGAUACGAAAGACUAAUCUGUUUUACGUCCUAAAUAAAUAAACGAGAAACUAGGGGAACUGAUUAGUUAUAUUGUUGUACAAUUUUGUAAUUUUGUAAAAGAUUCGAGAAUCUAUUAAAUCAUUUUUCAUAGAAAAA
Messenger RNA from Ceratina calcarata, 1730 nucleotides. RefSeq names its product Succinyl-coenzyme A synthetase beta subunit, GDP-forming. Gene Ontology annotation, cellular component: succinate-CoA ligase complex; mitochondrion. Gene Ontology annotation, molecular function: ATP binding; succinate-CoA ligase (GDP-forming) activity. Bases 206 to 1480 code for a protein of 424 amino acids. Lineage: Eukaryota; Metazoa; Arthropoda; Insecta; Hymenoptera; Apidae. The transcript is spliced from 7 exons. The record is from RefSeq and is a predicted model, not a curated record. Gene Ontology annotation, biological process: tricarboxylic acid cycle; succinyl-CoA metabolic process.